This is a messenger RNA of Acanthaster planci (crown-of-thorns starfish), 2292 nucleotides long. RefSeq lists its product as uncharacterized. Gene Ontology annotation, molecular function: S-adenosylmethionine-homocysteine S-methyltransferase activity; zinc ion binding. The record is from RefSeq and is a predicted model, not a curated record. Gene Ontology annotation, biological process: S-methylmethionine cycle. Lineage: Eukaryota; Metazoa; Echinodermata; Asteroidea; Valvatida; Acanthasteridae.
UGUAAACAGUGAAUCCACGUGUGAUGUUUUACUUGUCUUGGGAAGCGGGAAAAGUUAGCAGUUAGCCACAGUUUCUCGAAUCAGGAAUCACGAAUGCAAUGAUGUUUCGAAGUUUAAAACUGUUCACAAGUAGCACUGCUGUGUUAAGGCUUGCUGGAUUGGGCUGUAAGAUCCAGAGAACAAUGAGUGUGAAAAUUCUGGACGGGGGAUUGGGAAGUGAGCUGCAAUACACAGGUGUUAUCAGCCUUGAGGAUGAACUGUGGAGUGCCCGGCCGUUAAUAACUGGUCCACACUUGAUCAAGAAUGUGCAUAAGAGUUUCCUGGAAAGUGGGGCAGAUAUCAUCACAACUGCUACUUAUCAGGCGAGUAUUCAGGGUUUUACUGAGUCUGUGGGUAUGUCGAGAGAGGACGCCCUUGAGUUGUUUGCCCUGGCAACAAGGGUUGCCAUGGAGGCUGUUGAAGAGUUCUGGGCUGAGAACAAGGACAAAGACCCAGGGAGACAGAAACCAGUUGUGGCCGGUUCCCUGGGCCCAUACGGUGCCAGCCAACAUGACUCUUCAGAAUACAGCGGGGUAUACGCAGACACGAAAACAAAAGAGGAACUGAAGGAAUGGCACGGGCCACAUCUGGAGGCUUUGGUGAGGUCUGGCGUGGAGCUCAUCGCUGUAGAGACCAUCCCAUGCCAAAUUGAGGCUGAAGCUGUCGUGGAGCUACUCAAAGACUUCCCAGAUACCAAAGCCUGGCUCAGUUACUCUGUAAAGGACAACCAGCAUAUAUGGCACGGUGAGACAUUUGUUGAUGGUGUCAGGGCAGUGGUUGAUUCGGAGCAGAUAGUCGCCGUAGGCUGCAACUGUUGCAACCCAAGCAACGUGGCCUCACUCCUUGAGAGAGCCGAGAGUGUUGUUGGGGACAAGCCAUUUGUUGUCUACCCGGACAAAAGGAAGGAGUUCUUUGAUGGCAGGAAGCUUGGGGAAUACCAAGUGCCUGACUUAGAGAGGCUGGUGACCAGCUGGAUUGAGCUGGGAGCACGCUAUGUUGGGGGCUGCUGUCACACCAGGCCAGAAGAUAUACGCCAAAUUGCAGAAGUUGUCAGGAAGUACAACUCAUCACUCUAGAUUGUAAAACUUCAUCACUUGAAAGAAAUGCUUCAUGGAUAAGUGGUGUUUUGACAUACAGCUUGGGAAAGAAAGCUUACAAAAGUUUCCUUUGUUUCACAUUAGGCAAGUUUCUGAAGUGCAUGUGGGUUUUCCUUGUAGGUGGAUUGUCCUUGUAGGUGGGUUUUCCUUGCAGGUGGGUUGUCCUUGCAGGUGGGUUGUCCUUGCAGGUGGGUUGUCCUUGCAGGUGGGUUGUCCUUGCAGGUGGGUUGUCCUUGCAGGUGGGUUGUCCUUGCAGGUGGGUUGUCCUUGCAGGUGGGUUGUCCUUGCAGGUGGGUUGUCCUUGCAGGUGGGUUGUCCUUGCAGGUGGGUUGUCCUUGCAGGUGGGUUGUCCUUGCAGGUGGGUUGUCCUUGCAGGUGGGUUGUCCUUGCAGGUGGGUUGUCCUUGUAGUAGGAUUGUCCUUGUAGGUGGGCUGGUGAGCAGCCAAUUUCACAAAACUUUACACAAUGGUGUAACUCCACUUGCACCCUAUUUUAUUGUGUAAGUUGUGCAACAAAUUAGGAAUGAUUUCACGAAACUUACUAUCUUACACAGUCAUUGUAGAUUGCAUAAGAUGCACAAUUUUCUUGGCCUUAAGCAUGGUUCAAAGUUAUGCCUUUUUUUUUUUAAAUUGGCCACUGGAUGCUUUUGGCCUGUAUUCACUGCAAAGGGAUUGAGUAAUUCUAUGGUAAACCAGGCUGACUGUUUAACUUUGCAGUGACUCUGGUGAUUUGACUGACAGUGGUGUGAAUCCCUUUGAAGUGGUUUACUGUGAAGAACAGCUUGGAAAGUGGAAAGAAUUUUGUCCUCUGCAUUGAAGCAAAUCACCUUUAAGCCUAGAGUUUUAGACAUUGUAAUUACUAGUAUCAACUGGCUGUGCAGCAUGAAGCCUGCUGGGUACAUCUAGGUUUGUUCACAAACCUAAGGAAAACUUGAAAUUAAGGACAGCAUUAGUACAGCAGUUUAGCCAUCUGUUUGUAUUCCCAAACCAACAAAGCCAAUACGCAGAAAACUAAAUACACAGUCAGAAAAUGAACGUCACGUUUUCUCUGUGUAAAGAAGGCAAGCAUGUUCGCAUAUGUGACCCGUCACAACAAAAUGAGCGUAAAGUCGCAUUCCGCGCUUUCCUAUUUUGAAGGUUCAAAAUCAUAUUGAAGU